Molecule: messenger RNA, 1173 nt
Organism: Kwoniella botswanensis
Lineage: Eukaryota; Fungi; Basidiomycota; Tremellomycetes; Tremellales; Cryptococcaceae
Exons: 10
Coding region: 1-1173 (390 amino acids)
Biological process (GO): glucan catabolic process
Molecular function (GO): hydrolase activity, hydrolyzing O-glycosyl compounds
Source: RefSeq, a predicted model, not a curated record
AUGAUAUCGAAAUUCAGCACUUCAUUGUUAGCCGUAGUAUUGGCAUUAGGAGGAGUACGAGCGGCUCAAUAUCCUCUGACGGAGAGUCAUCACGGUACGACAUUCUUCGAUGGUUGGAGAUUUCCAGCUGAGACUUACGAUAAUACUACCAAUGGAGAUACAUUCUGGGCAACUGCUCAGAACACUUCUUUGCUAUAUACCAACGAUGCAGGUAGGGUCAUAUUGAAAGUUGACAACACAACCUCCGUACCAUAUAACGAAAAACGAUAUGCACCCAAAUUACUCUCUAAGAACACUUAUGAUCCUGGUACAGUCUUUGUCAUGGAUGCAGUACACUUACCUUAUGGAUGUUCCGUAUGGGGAGCCUUCUGGACUCAAGGAGCGAAUUGGCCUGCAGGAGGUGAGAUCGAUAUAUUCGAAGGUAUAAACCAACGUAAAGAGAAUAUGAUGGCUUUACAUACAUCUGGAGGAACCUGUACCAUCGACCAGAAUUCUCAGAUGGUAGGCAGAAUCGACGCAACGGAUUGCGACCAAUCUGCCAAUUCGGGAUCAGGCUGCACAGUCUACGAUCAGAAUGAGAACUCCUAUGGGGAGGCGUUCUCACAAGCUGGUGGUGGAGUUUUUGUCACUGAGUGGACAAACGAGGCGAUAAAGAUAUGGUUUAUCUCGCGAAGCAACGUCCCGGACAGUCUCUCAGCUACUGCUGAUACCUUUGAUACUUCCGUACUGGGAACGCCGACUGCUGAAUACUCUUCUUCGACUUGUGACAUUACAAAUCUCUUUGAGCCUCUGAAUAUUGCAUUAUGUGGAGACUUUGCUGGCCUUCCUGCACUCCUGGAACAGACCUGUCCAGCUCUGGAAGGCGACAAGACGUGCUACACUACUUAUGUGAUCGACGAUGCAUCAGCAACGUAUGCCAACGCAUAUUUCGAACUCAACUAUAUCAACAUUUACACCACGAACCAAACUGCCGGAAACGAUGUUCCUACCGUCAGCGGGAUUGGGAAGUCGACUACCACUGUCACUGCUGGUGUGAGCAAGACUGCUUCGGGUACAGGAAGUGCAGCUACCAAUGGCACCAAUGCGGCUGGAUCGAAUAGCUCGGCUGGAAGGAAUGGGGUGGAAUGGGGAUUGAUGGGGUUGAUAGGUUUAGGAUUGAGUUUGAUCAUAUAG